UUGCACAACAAAUGAACGAAGACAGAGAUUUUGAUUGUUUUGUGUUGGCUAUUAGUAGUCAUGGUGAACAUCUGGAGAAGACAGUUGGUGAUAAAACAAUUGUAUCUGAUGUCAUACAUUGUACAGAUGGUUAUAUAACUACACAAAAUAUCUUACAAAUAUUCUCUGAUGAGAACUGUCCUGGGUUAACUGGUAAACCAAGAUUUUGUUUUAUACAAGCUUGUCGAGGUAGACAAUUAGAUCCUGGUGUAUUGAUUAAUAACCAUAAUAUAGAUAUAAAUUAUGAAUAUGAUAAGUUUGGUUAUCAUAAUAAACCAUUUACUAAUCAUAUAGUAACAACACCGUUUCCUUGUAUGACAGAUUUUCUUGUUAUGUAUGCUACACCUCCAGGAUAUUAUGCGUUCAGAAGAAUGAAAGAGGGGUCAUGGUUUGUUUUAGCUUUAGCCAAAGUUUUAAGAUCUGCCUGUAGAGAUAAAUGUGAUAUCAAUAAACUAUUAAGACAAGUUGUAAAAGAAGUUUCAUACGGGUACCAAUCAGAGAGUAAUAAUUAUGCUACAGACAUGAAAAAACAAGCACCUGUUAUAUACUCCAUGUUAACAAAAACUGUAUACAUGUGUCCAAAAUAAAACCUUUUAUUUUCUUUAAAGGUAUAUGAUGGUCUAGAAGCAUAUAUAAAUCUUUUUUUUAUUUUUAAUUCUCUUGAUUUUAGGACAGUUUAUCUGUUUUAUAACGAUUUUAUAAUCUACCAUUGUAUUUAUGAAUAUGUAUAUACAUAUUUGUUUUAUAAUGAUUAUAUAAUCUACCAUUGUAUUUAUGAAUGUAUAUACAUAUUGAACAAGUAAUUUAGAUAACUUUAUUUAAUCUAGUGACUCAAUUUUCAAUAAUCUAUUUUAUUUCAUAAAACUUUUAAAAGCCGUGAUAUUAUUUAGCCUUGAAUAAGGUUAUGUUAUACUUGCAUUUGAUUCUUGUAACUUUUGCUUUACAUAGUGUCAUAUAGUUUUGUUUAGAAUAAGAUUAAUUAUGUUUUAUUUGAAUGAAUAUACUGAAAAUCCCAUAUGAAAUGACGAUAGAAGCACAAUGAGAAAAAUAGUGUUUUGUGCCAGUCUAGUAACAUAGAGGCAGUUAAUUGUUUUAUAUAUCUGUAUAAUGAAAUUUUUCCUUUCCUAGAGGCUGGCACUUGACCAUGCCAUCCUUCCUAAUUGAAAUAUUGAAUGUUGAAAACUGUAAAAAUUGUGCUUAAUUUAUUACUGAUCAUAUUUAUGCAAAGAGGUUACAGGUUUUAUACAGUCAGGCCUGCAUAAAACUUCUUUCUAACUUGUUAAUAAAAAAAAUAUAAUU
Molecule: messenger RNA, 1338 nt
Organism: Lottia gigantea (owl limpet)
Lineage: Eukaryota; Metazoa; Mollusca; Gastropoda; Lottiidae
Exons: 3
Coding region: 12-626 (204 amino acids)
Biological process (GO): proteolysis
Molecular function (GO): cysteine-type endopeptidase activity
Source: RefSeq, a predicted model, not a curated record